Molecule: messenger RNA, 2055 nt
Organism: Suncus etruscus (white-toothed pygmy shrew)
Lineage: Eukaryota; Metazoa; Chordata; Mammalia; Eulipotyphla; Soricidae
Gene: NAB1
Product: NGFI-A binding protein 1
Biological process (GO): negative regulation of DNA-templated transcription
Cellular component (GO): nucleus
Molecular function (GO): transcription factor binding; transcription coregulator activity
Source: RefSeq, a predicted model, not a curated record
CCUGCAGACCCAGGGCUGUGUUGGGGUGGCGAGGUAUACGCACCCACCCAGGAGUUUUUUUUUUUGCAACCACCUUUUAUUUUUUCCCCUUCCCCAGGGGUUCAAGCAUCUAUUGGGGUGCUUUUGUUUACUUUCUGAAAAGUGCUUUCCUCAAUUCUAGCAUUUUUUUUUUUUACCCUGGUUGUUUCCAAAUCUUCCAAAUUGGACUUUUUCUUUCUUUCUUUUUUUUUUUUUUGUUUUCAAAGCGGAAGGAGUUUUGCUCGGAAAGUCGCUGCUGGCAGAAACUUGGCACCAGGGUGCUGGGAAGCUGGAGACUGAUUGUGCCCACUGAGGGCCGAGCGUGGAAUUUGCACACACACAUGUGGGACUCGGGAGCCGUGGAUGCAGAGGCUAAACCCAACACACAGUGAUGGCCACCGCCUUACCCCGGACGCUGGGCGAACUGCAGCUGUACCGAAUAUUACAAAAGGCCAAUCUGCUCUCCUAUUUUGACGCCUUUAUCCAGCAAGGCGGGGAUGAUGUCCAGCAGCUCUGCGAGGCGGGCGAGGAGGAGUUCCUGGAGAUCAUGGCGCUGGUGGGCAUGGCCAGCAAGCCCCUGCAUGUGCGCAGGCUGCAGAAGGCCCUGCGGGACUGGGUGACAAACCCGGGGCUCUUUAACCAGCCCCUCACCUCCUUGCCCGUCAGCAGCAUCCCCAUCUACAAGUUACCCGAGGGCUCACCCACGUGGCUGGGCAUCUCCUGCAGCACCUACGAGCGGAGUAGCGGUGCCCGGGAACCCCACCUAAAGGUGCCCAAGUGCGCUGCUGCCACCUGUGUGCAGAGCCUGGGGCCGGGCAAGUCCGACGUGGUGAGCAGCUUGGUGCUGCAGGGCAUUGGUGAGUCCCGACUCUGGCCUGGCCCCCAUGCCUCCGAGAGUGAGCACAGCCUCUCCCCUGCGGAGCUGGGCUCCCCGGCCUCCCCUAAGGAAAGCAGCGAGGCCCUGGACGCGGCUGCGGCACUGUCGGUGGCCGAGUGCGUGGAGCGCAUGGCUCCCACGCUGCCCAAAAGCGACUUGAACGAGGUGAAGGAACUGCUGAAAACCAACAAGAAGUUGGCCAAAAUGAUCGGGCACAUCUUCGAGAUGAGCGACGAGGACCCGCACAAGGACGAGGAGAUCCGCAAGUACAGUGCCAUCUACGGGAGGUUCGACUCCAAGAGGAAGGAUGGGAAACACCUAACGCUUCACGAGUCAACCGAAGCAGCUGCUCAGCUCUGUGCCAAGGAUAACGCCCGUGCUAACCAGGAGAGAAGACUCUUCGCCUUGGCUAGGCAAAUCUCGCGAGAAGUCACCUACAAGUAUACUUACAGAACUACUAAGUCAAAAUGUGGAGAAAGAGAUGAAUUAUCCCCCAAAAGAAUUAAAGUGGAGGAUGGCUUUCCAGAUUUUCAGGAUUCCAUGCAAACACUUUUCCAGCAGGCUAAAACUAAAAAUGAAGAACUUGCCAGUCUUAGUUCACAGCAGCCUGAAAAGGUGAUGGCAAAGCAGAUGGAGUUCCUUUGCACGCAAGCUGGCUAUGAGAGACUGCAGCAGGCAGAGAGGAGACUGUCUGCAGGACUGUAUCGACAAAGCUCCGAGGAGCACAGCCCUAAUGGCCUGAAUUGUGAUAAUGCAGAUGGACAAGUAGAAAGACCUUUGAAUCUCCAAAUGCCUCAUUUGCAGAACCGACAGCCCCACCACUUUGUGGUGGAUGGGGAGUUGAGUAGACUUUACUCUGCCGAGGCCAAGUCCCAUUCAUCAGAGAGCCUUGGAAUUUUAAAAGACUACCCUCACUCAGCUUUUGCUUUAGAAAAGAAAGUUAUCAAAACAGAACCUGAAGAUUCAAGAUAGCUACGAUUCUCCCACUGUUCCCUUGGAAGCGGCUUCAGAGUUAAGGAUAAUGCUCCAUCAUAGAAAUAAGCCUUAAUAACCAAUGUUGCCUCAUUCAGCCCAAAUGGAUUUCAUAGCCAAAGCGUGACUGAUGCUAGAGUCUGUGGAGACCAGGAAAUCAAAGCAGGAGCCACACAAGAGAAAAGUGA